CGCACACACUUUUUUUUACUCUCUCUCUCUCACUUACAACAAUUUUUAAAGAUGCCUAAAGAAACUCAAAAGGAUACUAAGCGUGCUACUGAUAAAGGCGAAGAUAAGAAGAGACGUAGUAAGAAGGAUCCUUCUGCCCCUAAGCGUGGUUUAUCUGCAUACAUGUUCUUUUCUCAAGAAAAUCGUGCCAAGGUUAAGGAGGAAAAUCCCACUGCCACUUUCGGUCAACUUGGUAAGCUUCUUGGUGAAAAAUGGAAGGCUAUGAGUGAUGAAGAAAAGAAGCCUUAUAUUGAAAAAGCUGAAAAAGACAAGGAACGUUAUGAAAAAGAAAAGGCUUCUCAAAAAUAAAAUACAUAUAUAUCGAUUUCUCUUUCUUUCUUUUUUUUCUUUCUUUUUUUUUUAUAUCCUUUCUAUUAAAGAAAAUGCUAAUAAAAAAAAAUAAAAUUUCUGAUUAUAAUGAAA
Messenger RNA from Cokeromyces recurvatus, 462 nucleotides. Its product is annotated as high mobility group box domain-containing protein. The record is from RefSeq and is a predicted model, not a curated record. Lineage: Eukaryota; Fungi; Mucoromycota; Mucoromycetes; Mucorales; Mucoraceae. The transcript has 4 exons. Bases 52 to 348 code for a protein of 98 amino acids.